Molecule: messenger RNA, 4113 nt
Organism: Lucilia cuprina (Australian sheep blowfly)
Lineage: Eukaryota; Metazoa; Arthropoda; Insecta; Diptera; Calliphoridae
Product: DNA repair protein rad50
Exons: 8
Coding region: 106-3930 (1274 amino acids)
Biological process (GO): cilium assembly
Cellular component (GO): ciliary basal body; axoneme
Source: RefSeq, a predicted model, not a curated record
AAAACAGCUUAAAAAUCAAAGCAUUAUUCUUUGAUAAAAACACAAUAUUUAUAUUUUACUAAAUAUUUUAUCAAAUAGUGGAACUUAGGAAAUUAAACCAAUAAAAUGACCAAAGGAUACAAAACCAAAGAAUCAACUUAUUUAGAGCAACUGGAAAAGAAGAGGAAAAGAGUCGCUGCUGACUUACAAAGGGAAAUCGAUGAAAGAAAAGCAAGUUUAGAUUCACCGUCGUCAUCAUCAACAUCAUCAUCAUCAACAACAGAAUCAACUGAAUAUUCAAUUUCACAAGACGAAGAUAGUGAAAAUACCCUGAAUAUUUUAGAUACCUUAUAUGACACCGUGGAUAGUUCUACGGAUGAGGAAGCAAUCGAAGAAGAACAAGAAACAUUAGCACAUGACAAGAUAUUCUUUGAAAAUUUUGGCGAAUUGCCAGACAUAACAAAUAUAUCGGAAGAUAUAAGUGUUUGUACUAUAGUAGAGGAAAAGGAAGUGAUACCAAAGGAUACCACUAAAGAUAUGGGACAUUUUGUUAAUCCUUUAACAGGUUCAGAAUUUCACAUGCAUGUAGGAUCCUUUUCUCUAUCACAGGAUAAUUCAAAAGCAUCUUCGGUAGCAAGCGAAGAUACAGUUUCCGAAUCACAACAGUCCGAAUUAAGUGAAAACUUAUUACCCGAUGAUAUAUUAUUUGCAGAGACUCAACCUACUUCUUAUGACAAAGAGGAAGAUGAAACUACUAAUGUACUUUUUGAAACAUUUUUACAAUUAGAAACAACAAAAGUUGAGCAAAUAGUUGAUGAUAUCGAUUGGGAGGCAAUUGCUAAACAGCAGGAAGAUAAACUGAUACUUGAAAACACAUUGGAAUUUAUAAAUGAUAUUAUACAACGAGUGGUUGAAAUAGCCGAACGGAUAAGUCCCGAAGUAAUUUUAAGACAAAAUCUUGAUAAACGUAAACUCUUAUCAGAAAUCUCACAAGUACAUCAGCAAUAUGUAAUUGAGCUGAAAGUUUCAGAUUGGCUUAAUCAAAAAGUAGUGGAAUAUUUUAAACGUAAAAAAAUAUUUCGUCCUAUAAUUCCAGAGAAUAUCAAAACUUUGCCUCAGGAGAAAGAAAAAUAUAUUAAUGCUGUAAGACGUUUAGACGAGUUAUUAGCUAAGGCUGCCGAUGAUUCUACUACAUGUAAAGUCAAACGAAUUCGUACAGAAUUAGAGAAUGCCAAACAGAAAGUGAAUACUGAAGUAUUGAUGUUCGAAAGUUUGGUUAAGAUGAAUUUAGUUAGAGAAACUAGUCCACAAUGGAAUACUCUUAUCGACCUAUUAUUACGAAGGAUGGCAAAAUAUCGUACAGAAGUAAGCGAAGUACGAUAUCGAAUGAUAACAAGGCAAGAUACGCAUGCGCUGCUGUUAGAGAAACUAACUAAACUUGAAGAUUUGGGCAAUGGUUUGACCAUUAAAGAUUAUGAUCACAUACAAACCGAAAAUCAAGCCUUGGGCAAGAAAAUUGAAGAACGUAACAUUGAUCUCAAAAAACUUUAUUUACGGUCACAAAAUUGCCUUCAUUUGUUGGCACAUUUUAGAGAGAAAAAAUCCAUCCUCUGUAAUGUUAUGGCAACACAACGAUCCGCCUUAUACGAAUUCUAUGAAGAACGGCGUUCUUUGAGAAAAUACAUUUAUGAAUUAAAAUUAAAACGAAGUCGCCUACGACAAGAAAUUAAUGAAUUGAGUAUACGGGGUGGUCUAAUCGAUAAACCGGCUCUAAUGUACGACUAUGAUCAGACGAUGGAGCGUUUGAGAGAACUACGUGAAAUAGUGAAUCGUUUAAGAAUCACUUUAGAUACUAUUCAGCAAAGAAUACAAAAGCUGGAAAAACGAUUAACCCAAACUAAUCAUAAUUUUUCUAUGAUUAAUUUCCCAAAAAAAAAUCAAAAUUCUACAAAAAUGCCUUCAAUAGAUAGAAAAAUGCGGGAAAAACGUUCAAAAAACGCAAAGAAAACCAAAACUGAAAUUCCAUUAACAAAGUCAAAUGUUGAAUUAGAAUCUAGUAAAUCAAAAGCAAAAAACCUUACUGUGGAGUUCAAUAACAGAAGCGAUUUUAACAGAACAUCAGACCUUAAAGCAAAAACGAAUUUAGAAUCAUUGACAAAUGCCAACAAAACCAUUGAUAGCCAAAGGCUAAUGGUGCUCAAAAAGAAUCAAUUAUUAAACAAGUUUAUAAACAAUGAACUUCUGGAAAAAGUUGUAUCGGAAAUUGACUCUAUAGGAUCAUCUUCGGAAUCAGAGGAAAUCCUAGAAAUUAUAGUAGAGGAAGAACCACAGGAUUUUAAUGCUUUAGAUGAUCCAGAAAAAUUUCUACAAUUGGAGACAUUUUUCGAAGAAGAUAUAUUAUCUGAUGAAGAACUGGAUCAUAUAAAAGAAAAUAAGUUCGAAAAGGAGUUAUUUGAAAUGUUUGAAAAUGUUCCAGAAAUAGACGACCUGUCAUUGGCGCCUACAGAUGAUUUGGUGAUUAAAUAUCCAAUAAUUUUAGAAAUCGACCCAACUAAUGCCAAAGAUACAGGGAAAUUUGUUAAUCCAUUAACUGGAACGAAAUCCUCAUCUUCUGCCAGCCUAAGCACAAUAACCAAGGAGGAUGAAGAACAUCACAGUACAGAAGAAAGUGAACUAGAAGAAACUGAAACGGAAGAAAAAAUAUCUCAGAAGAAUAAAAGUGAUAAUUCGAUUGGCGACUUAGUAGAAUCUGCUGAUGAAUUCGAUGAUGUCCCUAAGCAAGCAAAAACUUAUGAUGAUGAGGAUUUGCUUGAGAAAUUCUUUGAAAAAGAUCAAGAAAUUGAAAUAAAGGAUUUAGAUGAAUAUCAUGAAGCCAAAGUUGCCUUAAUGCGUAAAGAACAAGAGCGUCUUAUUCUACAGCACACCUCAGAUUUUCUAAAUAAAUUAAUUGAUCAUUGUGUGGCCAAAUCCGAAUAUAUAGAUGCUAAUGUAAUAUUACGAAAGAAUCUAGAUAAAAGAAAAUUACUGGAAGAAAUUAAAUCUAAAUAUGAGCUAUUGGAGGUGGAACGAAGAGCAAUGCGAUUUCUAAAUCGUAAAUGUGUAGAACAUUUCAAACGCAAAUGCUCUUUUCGCCUGAUUACAGCUGACGAUCCUAAGACUUUUAGCAAUGAUAGCAAAAAUUACUAUAAUGCUCUUGAUAAUCUAGAUAAAUUGUUAAUUACAGAAGAAAAAACCAAAGGUCUAUGCUCGGCUCAAGUUAUGGAAACGAGAGAGCAAUUUAAAGAAAUGAAACAAAGGAGCAAAAUGGAAGUAAAUCGACUAGAACAAUUGAUCAAAACAACAUUUCAAAGGGAAAAUUCUGAAAAGCUUAAAAUACUAUCGCUAAGUAAACAAUUAGAAAAAAUGGCUGCGAUUAGAAAAGAAAUUUCGGAUGUUCGUUUCAGACUUUUGUUAAAACAACAUGAUGUUUCAGAACUAGGACAGGAAAGGAAAAUAUUGGAAAAUUUGGGAAAUGAUAUGCAAUUGACACAAUAUGAAACUAUGGAGACAGAAACGAAUGUUUUAAGCAAAAAACUAGAGGAACGAAACUCCGCACUCAUGAGACUUCAUAAACAUUAUAAUUCAGAUCUUCACAACAUGGCCCAUUUGAAGGAAAAACAAAAAAUGUUGCGACACAUUGUAAGCGAGAAAAAGAAAUAUUUAAAAAAAUUACAAAUACAAAAAAACACCUGUCGAACGUUUAUGUCGGAACUUAAAAUUAAACGGCAGAAGCUAAGAUCCGAUAUACGUAAUGUCAGCUUUCAAAGUGGUCUGCUCGAUAAGCCUAUAUUAAUGAGAGACUAUGAUGAAACUGAGGAGAAGGCAAACAAAUUACGUCAAACUAUUGAUGAUUUAAAAAAUACUAUUGAAGCAUUAACCACUAAAAUUAGUGUAUUAGAGAAAAAAGUAUAAUCAAAUUGUUAAUAAUAUUAGAGAAGCUUAUUCUUUAACAAUUAGUUUGAAUACAUAAGUGAUAAAAUUUGUAAAUUAUUUGCAUAAAAAAAUAAAUCUCGAAAGUAUUUUGUAAAAAAAAAUAUGUAAUUUAUAAUUAAUUUAAGAAAUUAUUCAUAAAGUGACUAAUAAUAUCGUUAAUAA